AGCCAGAGACUCUCGUUGACCUAGUUUGUGUGACGCAGGGAGGUAAACAGAAGAGCAAAGGUGUAUUCCCGGGGUGGUGCGACCAUGGCUGCGGAACUUCUGGCUUCGCGUUUGCCAGAGUUUUGGACAUACGGGGUCACGCAAGAUGGACGGAUUUUCUUCAUAAAUGACCAAAGGGGGAUAACAACGUGGCUUCACCCCGUCACUGGCCGUCCUGUGGAGACCGGACAUUUCACAGAGACAGGUCUCCCCCCUGGCUGGGAACAAGGUGUCACCCCAGAAGGAGCUAUUUACUACAUUGAUCAUAAUACAUUCACCACUACAUUCGAUGACCCUCUGACCGGGCCUGGACCCCCGCCUUACUUACAAGAACGAAGCCAGCCGGUGAGCCCUGCAUCCCCCAGACCUGUGGACCCCAGACAGCCACAACAAAGGAAAACAAAUAGACAAAAAGUGUUGGACAAAACCCCAUCAGCCAAAAGAACACAGCAUUCCACGGUGUCUAAACGGGCCUGGUUAUACAGACAGGAGACAGCGCCAUUAAAAUCCUGGAAAAAGCGAUGGUGUGUUUUAGCAGAUUUCUGCUUACAUUUUACAAAGAAAUACAAAAAAUGGAAAAAAGGUGAAAUCUCCUCUAUCCUGUUGCCUAGCUAUAAAGUCAGCCAUUGUAACCUACGGGAUGGCAUAUCAAGACGGUUUGCCUUCAAGAUUGAACAUGAGAAUAUGAAGAGUCACUUCUUUGCGACAGAAAACUUAGAGGAGCUGGACAGUUGGACAAGGGCUAUUGAGCUGGCUACAAUGGCUCAGUCAGACCUCAACCAAGAAAGAGGGUACGAUCCUGAGCAUAAUAACAACUAUUACAAGACUUCCCCUGGCCAUCAGCCCAGCCCCCACUGGCAUGGAGAAGGCUACCCCCCAGGGAUGGACUUUCCUGAACAUAGGCACCAACACCCCCCUCACUAUCAUCAACCUCCCUCUCAGCGGGGCAGUCUGGACUACCCCCAGAGGACCCCACCUCUCCACCCAGGUUAUCCUGGCCAGACCCCGAGCCCCAGGGAUUCAUACAGCAGGCAACCCCAGGAUAUGGAGCGUCCACACAACAGACUGUCCCACUCUUAUAACUCAUACCCGGAUGCGGAGCAUAGACACAGGCCAGGUAACUUCCAGGACAACUUGGGCACUCACCAGGCUCCACGCGACAGAGAUUCUUACACCCAACAUCCGCACAGUCGUAAUACAAGCAGCGCAGACCUCUCUCACCCUCAGGCAUACCCGGGUAAAAGCAGCUUGAACCACAGCCAUCAAGGGCCAGAGUACAACUACCCACAUGAACGUGGAAGUUACUCAGAGCAACCACAACGUGGAAGUUAUGCUCAAGUUAGGGACAUUCCUCCACGAGGAAGUUAUGCUCAAGAUACGGAACGAGAUAUUUCACAACAUGGAAACUAUGUGCAAGAUAGGGACCAGCCACCACGAGGAAGUUAUGCCCAAGAUAGGGAGCAAGAUAUUCCACAACGUGGAAGUUACGCCCAAGAUCAGGACAUGCCACUGCAUGGAAGUUUUGCCCACGAUAUGGAGAUUCCACAACGUGGAAGUUAUGCACAAGAUAGAGAACUACCACCACGUGGAAGUUAUGUCCAAGAUAGGCACGUGCCACAUCGUGGAAGUUAUGCCCACGAUAUGGAGAUUCCACAACGUGGAAGUUAUGCACAAGAUAGAGAACUACCACCACAUAAGAGUUAUGCCCAAGAUAGGGACGUGCCACCUCAUGGAAGUUUUGCCCACGAUAUGGAGAUUCCACAACGUGGAAAUUAUGCACAAGAUAGAGAAUUACCACCACGUGGAAGUUAUGCCCAAGAUAGGGACGUGCCACCUCAUGGAAGUUUUGCCCACGAUAUGGAGAUUCCACCACGUGGAAGUUAUGCGCAAGAUCGGGAUAUUCCACCACGUGGAAGCUAUGCCCAAGAUAGAGACCUGCCACCCCGUGGAAGUUAUGCCCAUGAGAGCGAUAUUCCACCACGUGGAAGUUAUGCCCAAGAUCGGGAUAUUCCACCACGUGGAAGCUAUGCCCAAGACAGAGAACAACCACCGCGAGGAAGUUAUGUCCACAGUCCCUCAGAUCACAGGGGAGAAAACAUGAGUGGUCAUUGGCAGUUUGAUAAAAAAGAUAUGGAUGACCCCGAAGUGAUUUAUGCUAAGGUUAGGCGUGAUAAACCAGCUGCUAAAACUGUCCAGGAGAGGCCAGACUUACAAAGUAGUUAUGACUCUGUCAGGGGACCACACCACCCCUCUGCUGAUGCGGGCUAUCAGAGAAACUCUCAGAUCUAUGCUGUACCACACAGAAACCACAUUAAUGAUGGUCGACACCCUAAGGAUUUGGUGGAUCACCACAAACAGUAUCCAGGUGUGAACGCAAACCUCCCAGGAAGCUAUGCAUAUGAGAAUAUGUCAGAUGAUGCUAGAGAUAGAACAAGGGGCAGCCGUGAACACUUGUUUGACGACAACCCUUCGAGACCUGCGUUACCAGCAAACAUUAGGCAGCAGAUCGCCGAGGAGCUGGCCCAGACGAAGACACCUGUCACACAGCAGGAUCUACUCCUAGCCGCACAGAACGAAAUCCAUAGACAUCAGAAGGCAAAUUUCUUCCAGUACCCUUCACCCAAGGUCCCAUCCAAAUAUGACCACUCUGGACAGGUUGCACCAGGUGAUCGAAUCCAUUCCCAUGGGCACUCAAAUUACAGUGGUGAUAUGAGAGAUCAUGAAAAGUCAUCAGGUUAUUCCAGACAUAAUUACAAUCCCAUGGGGAGUCCACCGCAUGGUGGUGGUGGGCGGAGACAUUUGUCAGCCCAGGACAGGUUACCACCAAUAGAAACAGUGAAAGAAGAUCCCAGCAUGGCAGACUCAGAUAUUCUGGAAACAAAAAAUAUUCUCCCAAGAUAUCCAAUAAAUGGUACAAGACUUCGGCUGAGUUUGAAUGCAGAAAAUCUUCUUGGAAAAUCUCAUGAGGAGCUAGUGCUACUGUUGAUUCAGCUGAGGAGAAACAAGUCAGGUUUGGAGCAUGCCCGGGACUUCUACCGUCACCAAAUUGAGCAACACCGCUUAAGUGAACAGGAAUAUAGACGAAGAAGUAGUGAGGGUUCACCAACUGACCCCAGACUAGAGCAGAAUCACAGAAGGUAUGCAGAGCUCAAGAACAGGUGUGAGGAUAUCGAGAAAAAGCUGGAAGUGUACCGACCCCUCAUCAACCUGGUAGACAACAUGGUGACAAUGGGCAGUCUGUACGGAGGAGAUAACUACAUGCUGGCCACACAGUACAAGAAGCACCUGUUGCGCCCCGACCAGUACACGCCCCCAAAGCGCAUGUUGGAGUUCUCCCGUCAGCAUCAGGAGGAUCGUAUGAUGCAGGAAAUCGAGGAUGAAAUUAAACAGCUCAGCCGAGAAGAGGUUGACCUUGAGGAGAAGAUGGAGCGGUUGUACGAUCUGGACAGAGCCAUGUUUGAGCAGUCUACCAUGGUGACCAGUCUCAAGGAGGAUAAGGACUUACUAGAGAGGACCCUUGAGGACAUCUGCAAGAUGCAGGAUCAGCAUAGGAACAACCCUCGAGAGCUCGAUCGGCUGACCAGGCAGCAGAGAGACAUCGAGAAAAACUUGUCCAGAGUGAUGCACCAGCUGGCUGAUGCCUCCAAGUUGUUAGAGGAAACGACAGCCGAGAACAACCUGGUGGAGAGAGAAGUAGCUCUGUUACGGUCUUCGGUGUAUGGAGACCUGACCAGGAGUAAGAGCGCCCCAUCACUGACGAGUGAUUCGGUAAAGACACGUAUGAAGCUGGAGAAGGACUUGGCUCGUGUACAGGACAUGAUGUCUGGGCUGAACCAGAAGGGGGCCAAACUCUCCCAGGCCAUGAACACACUGAGGAGAUCCUCAUCCAACUAUGCUAUACCCAGCGAAGACAAAGUUGAGCCAGCACACAAGGACAGGCCUGGUACUUACAACGAGACUGACCUGGACUCUGCUAUUACAGUGGACAUCAGCACAAACAUCAGUGACAGCCGAGUAAGUCACCCCCCUGAGGAAGACAACCACUACCCUCCCACCUACACACAGGUGUGUAAACCAGGAGUGGGCGGGUCUAAAGGGCCAGACUACGAGAACUCCUCGUUCUACGAAAGCAUGGAUCACAGCUACAGCCCCGCAGGUCUGCGCAGUAUGUACCCACAGCACGCAUCACAGCCGGACCUCACCAAGUUCAAACCCAUACAGGACGAGAGGGAUGGGCUAAACCGCAGCUCCGACAGUGCGCUGAGGAUGGGCGGGCGCAAAUCUGGCUCUGAGGACUUUCUGAACCGCUCUGGUCAUGACAGAGGCCAUGGACACCCUCCUCUCUACAGUCAGAGCUAUGACAGAGACGGGCCUAACCACAACUCUGACAGCCGUCAUGGGGUGAGUGCUGGGAGCUCAGGCUGGGAGGAUCUGCUGAAUCAGUCAGGCCAGGGCGACGCCCCCCGCUACAGCCACAGAUAUGAGAGGAGUGAGCUAGUAGACAUGGUGGGGCAGGAGGAACCUGACCCAUGGGGCAGUGUCCCUCAGCUCAGUCAGCCUCAUCAUAGACACCAGCAAUCCCUAGUUGGUGAAGAAGAGGCUCUCCUGGAGGGAAGGCAUGACCAAAUUCCAUGGGAUAUUGGGGAAGCUGAUGACAAUACCAAGCGCUUUUUUGGUAUUAUCCCCAAAGAGAAGCCUAAGUUGCUCACAGUGCGUGACGUGAAGCGACAGGCAGAACAGAGACGAGAGAGGGAAAAGUUUCGCCGUGGUCCCGGGGAUGAAAUAGACUCUGACUUAGCAGAUCAGUCUGACUACAUGUUAUCACCAACGGAUCACUCUUACUCGGAGUGGGACGCCCGGGGUCAACCUGUAGGUGCGUACCAUGAUGCCGAGAGGGGCGGGAUGUUCACAGCCACCAUGGCGAGGACGGUUGCCUUGGGUGAUAACACUAAUGGCCUCCGUCUCUAUGAGAACCUCCCAGGCAGCGAUGAUGAGGGACAGAAUGGAGACGCUGGCCAUGAGCCUCGUCAGAGACGUAACCCGUCUAUAGUGUCACUUCCACCCAGUCUACUAGGGCCCAAACCGUUCACGCCUUACCAGGACGCCUUGGUCACUCAGUUCAGCGAGAGUAACAAGACUGGUGAGGGUUACAAACCUUCCUCUUCCUUCAUCACACGACCGGUCAAGGCUGACCUGGUCACGUCCUCAACACCGCUUCUCUACGCUCCUAAACCCUUCACCCGGGAUAGCUCCGGCCUCCCAUCAGCUGUGGUGAAGAAGACAAAAUCUCCCCGACGUGGGGCGCGGUACCUGACCAUCUCCAGCAGCCAGCCUCUCACUCUGGAGACACCCACAGUGAAGGCUGAUAUCAUGAACACUGCAGCAGGAGACUUGAUACGACCUGUGGAUAUGGUACCGGACAUAGUGAAGAGCUCUACAACUAACCCUGACAUGUUUGAUGAGUUGGCCAUAGAGAGAGACAUUUUGGGUUUUCCUGAGAAGGUGAACAUACCUGAGCGCUACGUUCCAGACUCGGACGAUGAUGAUCUGACAGAGGAGGAGAAACGCUGGCGCCAGGAGAGGUCGGAGAGGAUUAAGCGUGUCCUCACCAAUCAGAGGAUUUGUCUAAGUCUGAGAUUGGUGUCGGGGAGUGGUGUCCACGAGAAGGUACAGGAACAGAAGCAGGCCAGAGAGCACCUGUUAAUGUUACAACAGGACCGCAGACAAGUUACCCUCAAGAGUCGACAGGCAGCGGAGCGGAGAAAAACAUGGUCCAGUGAAGUCCAGCCCAGAGAGAGUUUUUACCAGGAUGGCGACAGCUUUGAGGAGUAUGGUUAUCACAGAGGCAGCCCUAGUCAGGGGUAUCACUCCCGGCAGAGGACCCUCUAUGCCUGAGCUAGGGGUCAUCUCCACAAGACAAAUCUGGGAGAAGAGAACUGACAACCCAACAUAGAUCACAUCUGGGCAACUCAGGUGUCCUUAUGUCCACAAAGGUGUUCACAUGGCAGACCUUAUGUCCAAUCAGGUGUCUUUAUUUCAGCACAGGUGUCCUCAUGUCAGCACAGGUUUUUCAUAUGUCCACACAGGUGUCCUCAUGUCAGCAAAGGUGUCCUCAUGUCCACACAGGUGUCCUCAUGUCAGCACAGGUGUCCUCAUAUCCACACAGGUGUUCUCAUGUCCACAAAGUUGUCCUCAUGUCAGCAAAGGUGUCCUCAUGUCCACACAGGUGUCCUCAUAUCCACACAGGUGUUACCCUGACCACACUAUACAUUGACAAAGCUGCAUCAUGGCUUCCGUAUGGGUGAUUUUUUCUCUGUCCACAGGGGUGGAGGCUAAUCCAACAACAUGUGUAUUCAGGUGCUAAAGUGUUGUUUUUUUUUUUUUUACAUUAUCAGCAGAACGGACAAAUAAAUACUCCACUCUUGCUAUAUUAUGGCCAUGAUAAAGCUGUACGAAACAAAAUUCACCACAUUUAGAUCAAAUGUUUCAUAGCUGCCAAGGGGUAAACAUACCAUUUCAUCUCAUGUCUUGAUUAUCAUUGUAGCAAUUACUCAAACUGGUUAAGCGAGUAGUUAUUUUUUAAUGCCUUUAAUCAUGUAUAUACAAUAAGAAGUCGUGUGUCUGUUCUGGGAAAUAGUGGAUUUAGAAAGAAGAUUUCUGUAGAAGGGAAAGAACUCUAAUUCAAAUGUAUGAGAGGAGGUAAUUGACAUAUGACCUCCAUAUGUCAGUCGCUAAGAUGUAUGUGAUGUAAAAAGAGGCAUAUUUUACACUUUACUACACAUAAUUAUCCUUGCCAUUUGUUACUCAUAAGAUUUUUAUAAAAAGUGUUUACCAACUGAAUAUCCAUCCUGUGUCUUUGUAUAUAUAUAACAAAGCUUGCAUGUCUAUUUUACUUACAUAUCUAUUAACCCAGUAAUAUUUUUCUAUACAUUGUUUAUAUCUCAUCAUUCCUUGUUGGGUUUAAAAUAUUAUUAACAUUAACAAUGUAAAUUAGCUAUUCUACAACGGGAUUUGAUUGUUGUUAAAGAGGUUGUCUCCUAAUUUGUCUAGAUUUUUAUGUUUGUAAACGUGAGGUUGUGAGCCUAAGCUGUUUAUAAAGUUUAUACUAGAGUUGUGAAGAGAAUGUUGUCUCUGUACUAUAGAAAACAUUACUUCUUUAAUAACACUAAUAUUUUUUUUUCGUAAUGUAGUAUCCUUUAACCCUCCUAUUAUGAAAUACCUGGAGUAUCAGAGCCCUAUCCACUCCAUAACACAUACAUGUACACAAUGAUUAAACAUUUUGUACCCAGUAACAGAGGUACUUACAAUCUUAUUAAAGUAUGCAUAUCACUUUCUUUCGUUAGCAUCAUAUUUACUAGCUUAAAGAUGUUAUUUUAUGUUGGAUGGGAGAUAAGGAACAAACCUUGUACGCCAAAAACAUCAUGUGUUUGAAAUGUCUGACGACAGCAGAUUUUAACAUUUCGUGUAUGGUAGUCCUGUGAAUGUUGCCCUGGUUCCCGAUGUGUGGCUGGGUAUUCCGGUCACCACUACUUCGUGACAGCGAAGGAAAAGUGAACUGAUGAGGUGAUGAACAAGAUGAUUUAUAGAUUUUGUCAAGUACUCUCAGAGUUUGGGACGACCAGUGUCUUAACUGAAGAAAUCGGAAAUGGAUGGGAAAUCUCAUGCUUUUCUGACGGAUCCUUGAGUAACUUGAGACUAGUACGGGUGUUAAGUGAGUGAAAUCUAAAUGCAUAUUUAUAUAUCGCUUAUUAACUGACUCUACUCAACCAUAUCUGAAAACGUCACAGAUAAAGUUAAUGACGUUGAGUGGUAUUCGCCAGUCUAUUCAUUGCAUACCACUGACUGUGUAUUAAAAUAUGACCUUAUUAUUUGAGGGGUAUUUUUGAUUGAUUCUGAAAUGGAACUUAAAUUGGAAUGCAUAACGUUGAACAAAUUUUAGAAAUCUUUACUCUACAUAUUUUGUGCGUUCCAUAGUGAUAGCUAUUUGUAUAGAUAUAAAGAUUACCUCUGUACUGGAUUAUUUUCACAUAUCAGUAUAUUUAGUCACCUCUGUUUUCACUAAUCAGGUCACUAAUGCUACUGGGCCACAUACGCGUAAGGCAGAGUUGUCUUGUUAAACAGGAUUGAAGCGAACACACACGUGUUCUUUGCAAUUAAACCUGCAAAUGUCGUCAUACUUUUAAGCAAGACAAAAGAUUAGUAGCUUGCACAUGUAUAUGCAACUGAUGUAUUUUGAUACUGGGUAUUGAAGAAUUGCAAAUCAGAAUUUGACUACUGCCUGCCGAAAGAAACGGAGACAACAUUUUAAGACGUUAUUCUGCUAAAUAUAAUCAAGGCCAGCACCUUUCUGAAACCACGUGUAAAAAAAAAAAUAACAGAAGAGCUGUUUUAAUUUUGUGAGAGAAAUAAAAUGCAUAUUUAAAACUUAGGGUUAGUUACAAAUAUGCAUUCGCUGCAAAAGAUCACAUUUCUUAACCGUCCUGCAUGAUUUGUUUUUUGAAGAAUAAAGCCUGUCCAUAUUGUGAUGUAUUUGUUAAAUGCAGGGUACUCUGUCUUUGAGAUAGCUGUUAACAUUCCAGGUAUUUCCUGGCUAUUUCUUUGGUGUAUUUUUGUAGAAAGGAUGCAGUAUAUCGGGAGAGGAAGGGUGACUCAAAAUUAUCUCCAUGUACUUCAUUUACGACUAAAUAUUUCAUGUCAAGGCAUAAUGUCUAUGAAUUCCUGACAAUAUCUGUGCAAACUGUAUAAAUAUAAAUUUCUUGCACAAUUGUACAUAAAACGAAGUACCGACAUGCUCAGUUAUUUAGUACAACAGCCAAGCGUUAUCAGUAUAUGCAAGGUUAUAUGAUCUAAUCACUGUUUCAGGAUAUGAUGUAUACAUAUAUAUAUAUCACUUCUAGCGAUAUAGUUAACUACUUUGUUAACAUUUAUGAAUGCCUUGAAAUACAUAUAUAUGUUUUUAAUAAAGAGUUUUUUGUAUUGUA
Liolophura sinensis is the source of this 9020-nucleotide messenger RNA. RefSeq lists its product as uncharacterized. NCBI's taxonomy places the organism in Eukaryota, Metazoa, Mollusca, Polyplacophora, Chitonida, Chitonidae. The record is from RefSeq and is a predicted model, not a curated record. Gene Ontology annotation, molecular function: protein binding.